AAAAAGUUUGUUGUAAAUUAUUUAUUUUAUCCAUUGACGUAUUGUCUGCUAACAGCGUCCGUUGCCACGACAGUUUUGGUGUUCAAUUUCGUUGAUGGAUUUUUCACAUGUGCCUGCAUAUACCUAUGUGUCAUAUUUCAAAUGAUUAGAGUAAGAGUGGCUGAUACACUAUACGACGACAUCGAGUGGUACAAAUGUGAUGUAAAAACUAGAAAAAUGAUUUUAAUGAUGUUGCGUUGCUCUCAAAAAGCAGCAACAAUUGUAGUAUCUUGUUUUAUACCAUCACUGGCGGCCUUCAGUUCGAAAUCUGCUGCCGACGGCCACCGAAUACGUUCAGACGUUUAUGAUGAUGAUGAUGCUCUAUUGCACGAAUUGUUGCAGCUCGAAAGGGAACUUCUGGAUGUGGCCAGCACACUCACAAGACAUGGCGUCUCCUGA
Glossina fuscipes is the source of this 438-nucleotide messenger RNA. RefSeq names its product odorant receptor 22c-like. Lineage: Eukaryota; Metazoa; Arthropoda; Insecta; Diptera; Glossinidae. Gene Ontology annotation, cellular component: membrane. The transcript has 3 exons. The record is from RefSeq and is a predicted model, not a curated record. The annotation marks the transcript as partial. Gene Ontology annotation, biological process: sensory perception of smell. Gene Ontology annotation, molecular function: olfactory receptor activity; odorant binding.